AUGUCUUCCAAUCCAGUGCCUGUUAACAUCAUAUAUGCCAAUCCAGCGCCUUCUCCCAUCAUGUCUGCCAAUCCAGUGCCUGCUCCUGUCAUGUCUGCCAAACCAGCGUCUGCUCCCGUCAUGUCUGCCAAUCCAGCAACUGCUACCAUCAUGUCUCCCAAUCAGCGCCUGCUCCCGCCAUGUCUGCCAAUCCAGUGCCUGCUAACGUCACACCUGCCAAUUCAGCGCCUGCUCCCGUCAUGUCCUCCAAUCCAGCGCCUGCUCCCAUCAUGUCUGCCUCUGCCAAUCCAGCGUCUACUCUUGUCAUGUCUGCCAAUCCAGCGCCUGCUCCCGCCUGGUCAAUCCAAACCAGCACUUGCUAAUGUCAUGUCUGCCAAUCCAGCACCUGCUAACAGCAUGCCUUCCAAUCCAGUGCCUGCUAACGUCAUAUAUGCCAAUCCAGCGCCUUCUCCCAUCAUGUCUGCCAAUCCAGUGCCUGCUCCCGUCAUGUCUGCCAAACCAGCGCUUGCUAACGCCAUGUCUGCCAAUCCAGCGCCUGCCAACGGCAUGUCUGCCAAUCCAGCGCCUGCUCCCAUCAUGUCUUCCAAUCCAGUGCCUGCUCCUCGCCUGCUAACGUCACGUCUGCCAAAACAGUGCCUGCUCCCGCCUGGUCCAUCCAAACCAGCGCUUGCUAACGCCAUGUCUGCCAAUCCAGCGCCUGCCAACGGCAUGUCUGCCAAUCCAGCGCCUGCUCCCAUCAUGUCUUCCAAUCCAGUGCCUGCUCCUGUCAUGUCUGCCAAUCCAGCGCCUGCUCCUGUCAUGUCUGCCAAACCAGCACCUGCUACCGUCAUGUCUGCCAAACCAGCGCCUGCUCCCGUCAUGUCUGCCAAUCCAGCGCUUGCUAACAUCAUUUCUGCCAAUCCAGCGCUUGCUAACAUCAUGUCUGCCAAUCCAUAG
Carassius carassius (crucian carp) is the source of this 936-nucleotide messenger RNA. RefSeq names its product skin secretory protein xP2-like. The record is from RefSeq and is a predicted model, not a curated record. NCBI's taxonomy places the organism in Eukaryota, Metazoa, Chordata, Actinopteri, Cypriniformes, Cyprinidae. The coding region runs from base 1 to 936 and encodes 311 amino acids. The transcript is spliced from 2 exons.